Messenger RNA from Nomascus leucogenys (northern white-cheeked gibbon), 6461 nucleotides. RefSeq lists its product as uncharacterized. NCBI's taxonomy places the organism in Eukaryota, Metazoa, Chordata, Mammalia, Primates, Hylobatidae. The record is from RefSeq and is a predicted model, not a curated record.
GGUUCACACACCUCUGGCAAUUCCACUGUAGCUGUAAUGUACUCUUGGUUGGUCACUUAUACAAAUCAUCAGAUAUGUGCUUGCUUCUGUUCACAAAUCCUAAGGAGAUACCCACUGACAGAUACACAGCAUUCACUCAUGUAGUGUCUGAAUCAACGUUCCUGCUCUGGCGGGAGAGACCUUUUGGAUAAAACAACCUCUUAACAGUAGAGAAAAUCCCUGCUAGCUACCAAUAUGUAUCAACCUAGUCCUUUGUCAAUAAAUAAGAAUGGAUCACCAUGGAUCAUUUAGACAUUUGAGGCAAAUCAAUAGCAUGAAAGUGGAGAAUCAAGUUUAACCAAAUGAAUGGUAGUGGCAGAAAGGCUAGCUGUCUACCAAAGAUUAGUGAUCUCCAUUCAUGGCAUACAGCUUUCCUGGAAUCAAAUGCCCAGCCAGUGGCAGCAUUUCCCAGACACCUUCGCAGCCAGGUAGGGUCAUGUGACUAGCUCUCACUAGAGAGCUCUUAACCACAUUAAAGCAGAUGUGGUAAGAGUCAUUUCUUGGCCAAAGCAAUCAAGAAGCUAGUUUGUCUUUCCCACUUACUUCUUUCCCCAUAGCUUCUGCACUUAUUUCUUCUACUCAAAUGUCACCACUUCAGAGACCUUCCCUGAUAUUCCUAAAUAAAAUAGCUCACACUCUGUCCUUGCUCCAUCACUCUUAAUCUAGCCCAUUGCCCUGCUUUACUUGUUCUUAUAGCACUUUUCACCAUGUGAUUUUUGAUUAAAUAUAUCUGUUUAUGUGUUGUAAACAAUCUAUCUUCCCCACUAUAAUAAAAACUCCAUGAGGGCAGGGAAUUUAAUUUAUUGCAGCUAUAUCCCAGCCUCUACAGCAGUGCAUAUAACCUAUCAAACAUUCAGUAUAUAGAGAGAAUGAAUGAUUAAAGCUUUUAUGGUGGGCAAAUGCAUGUGCCUCAAGAAGGAGUAUCAUAUCAUUCAGUUUUUAGUUAGGUAUCCAUACUGAGGUUGUCAACGAGUGCUAGAGGAACUCAAGGACAGUUUUGCAUCCUUCACGUAUAAAUAGACCCAGCGGGGUGAAGCUUCAAAAAGUCUAAGGCUACAAUUUCCAGGUGAGUAUAUUGACAAGGGUUGAGGGAAGAUAUUGAAUUUUUGCUGCACCCACCCUUGUUCACAGUGGUCUGUGGGCUCUGUCACUUCCAGUACAGUUCUUGGCUAUAGUGAGAAGCUGCAGGAUGCUUAAGUACUCUCUGAGGGCUGCUGUUUUGUUCAGCUUUCAAACAAUACAGAAGUGCGAAAAUUAGGUCACACCUCCUGAAAUUUAAAUAACGAAACAUUCUACCUAGCUUCAUAAUACCCUGGUUCUCCAACUGCUAUAUUUCAUUGUGCCUGUAAAUGGGAAUUAUUAUUUUUGGUUUAGUAUCACAACUUGAGGUGAAUUUCUGCCCACCCCUAUCCCUGGCCAUUGUGGGGGAACUGACAUGUUUUAUUAUUUAUUCUUGCUCCUCAGAAUGGAUUGGGAUGAUGAAUAUUCUCAUAAUUCUUUUGACCUACAUUGUUUGUUAAACUCAUUUCCUGGAGACUUGGAGAUUGAGCAGAUCUUCAGUGACAUUGAUGAAAAGAUUGAACAAAAUGCUGCAAGCAUAGAACAUUGCAUUAAAGAGAUACGGUCCGAAAUUAACAAACAGUGUCCAGGUGUGCAGCUGCAAACAACAACUGACUGCUUUGAAUGGCUAACUAACUAUAAUUACAGUACAUCUGAGUCAUCUUUCAUUUCCCAUGGAGACUUGAUAAAAUUUCUCAAAACACUGCAACAUUUGUUGAAGAAUGAACAAAAUCAAGAAGAAAUGACAUUGGAUUUACUUUGGGACCUCUCCUGCCACAGCAGCGUUUCAUUCCCAUCAACUCUAAGUGGAACACCGUUCCAUUUCCUCUCUAGGACGUCUCUUCAUUCUGUUGAAGAUAAUUCCUCUAUGGAUGUCAAGUCUAUAUGGGAUGAUAUAAGACUGCAUCUUCGACGCUUCUUAGUGAGCAAAUUACAAAGCCAUAAUGAAAUAAACAAUUCACAGCAAAAAAUUUUAUUGAAAAAGCAGUGCUUACAACAACUCUUGUUUCUUUAUCCAGAAUCAGAAGUUAUAAUCAAAUACCAAAACAUACAGAAUAAACUGUUGGCUAAUCUUCUGCGAAACUGCUUUCCUUCUUACAACAGAGAUUCAAAUUUAGAUGUAAUAGUUCAUGGAUAUCAAAGUACAAUGCUUAAGUUAUACUCAAUAAUAAAAGAGGACUUUAAGACACUAUGUGAAAUUUUAGCUCCAUCCUCAAUGGUGAAAUUCAUUAAAGAAACUUACCUGGAUACUGUUACAGAAGAAAUGGCAAAAUUUCUUGAAAAUUUUUGUGAGCUGCAGUUCAGAGAAAAUGCUGUUCGUGUGGUUAAAACAAGCAAGAGCUCCAGCAAGCAUAGAGGAGCAGUGCAUGCUUUGGUUACUCCUGAAUGCCCACAGAAAGGAAGAAACUUCUCUCUCCCUUUAGACAAAGUUGAAUUCUUAUCGCAGCUCAUAAAAUCCUUUAUGAAACUGGAAAAAGGUGUUCAAGAAUUGUUUGACGAAAUACUUUUAUCACUCAAGAUAACCAGGAAUACUUCAGGAAUUUUGGAGAAAUCCAAUAGAGAAGUUGUAAUAGAAAAACCUAGAGCAAAUGAAACCAAUAUUCCUUCAGAGCAAUUGCUACCAGGAAAAGAGGCUACCUUACUAGAUUUUGGCUGGAGAAGUGCAUUUAAAGAAGUGUCUCUUCCCAUGGCGCACUGCAUAGUAACUGCAAUUGAAGGUUUUUCCACAAAAAUUCUCCAACAGGAACAGAAUGAAAGGUCUUCAGCUGUGAGCUAUGCUAUGAACCUUGUAAAUGUCCAGCAAGUUUGGCAAGACAGCUGUAUGUUUCCUGAGGAGGAACAACCAAAGAAAAUUGGAAAAUUUUGUUCUGACAUCAUGGAAAAACUUGACACAAUGCUUCCAAUGGCUCUGGCAUGCAGAGAUGAUUCUUUUCAGGAAAUUAGAGCAAACUUGGCGGAGGCCUGUUGUAAAGUGGCAACAGCUGUCCUGCAGAGACUGCAAGAGAGAGCCAAGGAGGUUCCUUCCAAAGCACCCCUGAAAAACUUGCACACAUACCUCUCCACGGCAGUGUAUGUCUUCCAGCAUUUCAAGCGAUAUAAUAAUUUGAUGAAGGAAAUGACUAAAAAACCCAUAUUCCUGGUGCCUGUCCAACAAUAUCAGGAAUUCAUCAACACUCUACAGUUUCAGGUUACGAACUACUGCGUCAGAGUUUGUGCUACAAGCAUUUUACAGGAUGCUGAGAGCCACCACUGGGAUGACUACAAAGCUUUUUAUGAGGGGGAAAGAUGUUCCUUCUCAAUCCAGAUGUGGCAUUAUUUCUGCUGGUCUCUUCAUUACGAUCUCUGGACCAUUCUGCCUCCUAAGUUAGCCCAGGAGAUUCUAGCGGAAGUGCUGGAGAAAUCUUUGAGUCUGCUGGCCUCCAGAUACGCUCGGGCCCACCCCAGCUGUAAAAGAACUCCACAGUUAAGACUUGAUGUCACAACAAUUUUGAUAUGCACUGAGAACAUGUUAUGGUCAGUUUGUACAUCUGUACAGAAACUUUUGAAUCCUCAUCAGCAUACAGAUGAUAAAAUUUUUAAAAUUCACACUCAUUGUAAUAAUCUGUUUACGACAUUAGUCAUUUUGACUUCACCAUUACCAGAAUUAUAUAAGACUUUUCAGCAUGGCCUGGUUGAGUCUGCCUCAGAUUCCUUAAAAUCAUUUUUUAAGCAACCAUUAUAUUGGGUUUCUUGCAUAUCACAUUUCUACCCUUCUUUACUCAGGACUCCAUCAGCUGGAGGACUGAAAGCCGAGGGUCAAUUGAAACUGCUCUUAUCCCAGCCAGGUUGUAACUGGAAUUUGCUUCUGGAAACCCUACUGCAUCAUGAUGGACUUUUACUGAGAAUCUUGCUGAAGAGCUCAAAACAAGUUUCUGACACAGAAAAUAACCUGAACCAAGGACCCAGCUUGGUGGAAGCCAUCUUUAAAAUAUUGUACCAUUGCAGUUUUUCUCCACAAACAUUUGCAAAUGUUUUUGUGAGCUACAUGGAAGAAGAGCAAUUAUGGGACUUUUUAUGUAACAUCCCAGUCUCAGCAUGCGUGGAGUACGAGCUGGAGGUCAUCCGAUGCUUGAGACUGGCACUGACCGAUGCCGUCAAGGACACUGUACAGCAGAUAGUAUCUGUGAUGAGUUCUAGGAGAAACUGUGAGACAAACCUAAACAAGCACAUUGUUCCUGAUUGUUUGCUUGAGAGCAUGCCAAAAGAAUGGAAUUAUAGUCCAAAAGAAACUAACAGGAAAGAAUCAUGCAAAAGCUUCACAAGGCUUGCUGCUCAGGCAGUAUCUAUUGUAAUCAGCAAGUUACCUACGGUGAUUGCAUGUUUGCCUCCCCCAAUUAAAUACUUCUUUUUUCUGUCUGAGAGAAAAAUGUCAAAAAACUUUGUUGAAUUGAAGAAAGCUGGCCUGCUUGUCUGGAACUUGAUUGUAAUUAUAUGUCGGAUAUUUGAGGACGGAAACAGUGUGGAACUUUUAACAGGUGCCUCCCUUGACAGAUGGAGUAAAGAAAAACUGGGUUUAAUUUGUAUGUGUUUGGAAAGCAUCAUGGGCGACCAGACAAGUAUCCCUAAUCAAAUGAUCCAAAAGGUCAUACAGAGCAUUGAGCAGCAGAAGCCCAACUGGAUUGAACGUCAAUUGUUGAAAGCAAGGAAACUGAGCACUGAAUGUGCAUUCAUGACAAUAGAGAAAAGCACGGCCUUACAAGAAGGAGAUAUUGCUCUUGAACUGACUGAGCAGAAAAUAAACACGAUGGUCCUGGAUCUCUGCCACAAACCAGGUGGCAGCGAGUACCUGAGGCAAAUUUAUCACAUCAUGCAGCUCAAUGAGGAAUAUUUAAGAGAACAGCUGUUUUCUAUGAAUAGUUCAGAGGAAAAGCCAUUACCCAUCCGACCUUUAAAGACGACCUUGAGGAGUAUAGAUCAGCCUUCUGCCUUUAACCCUUUCCAUGUGUAUAAGGCGUUUAGUGAAAACAUGCUAGAUCAGUCAGCCAUCACAAGAUGGAGCUGGAAUUGGACAAAGUUGCUGCCAAAUUAUCUGGGACUGGAUAAGAUGACCUUCUGUGUGCUGCUCAAAAACAGGUGGGAAAUGAAGAAGGACGAAACACUAGAAGAGGAAGAGAAAGCAAUGCUGGAGCACUUAAAACAAAUUUGCACCCCACAGAACUCUUCUGCCUCAGAUAACAUAGAGGAACAGUAAUCUGCAGAAAACAGCAACAGCUUUAUUUUAGGAAACAAUCCCAUGUAAUGGAGUAGGAUUUUUACCAUAGUCAGAAUGAACCUCAUAUGUGCUGUGAAGCAUGAAACCAAUGACUGAGUAAUCUCUGUACUGAAAAGGAAUACAGCACAUAAAGAAUAAGGUGCUACAUAUUUUUUAUUUUAAAAAUAAUUUCGAAUGUUUUUCUUUCCCCAAUCUUUCUCUUUAUAUGAUAUAACUGCUGCCAUCUCGUGUUCCCUUUGAAUUAUUUUUUUCUCCUUUCAGUCUUGAAGUAUCUAUGACAACAGGCAAAAAUGUUCGGAAAUUUUUUAAAGGAUUUUUUAAAUACAACAUUUGGAUGUUAAGUUGAGUGGAGUCACAUAGCCCCGUGAGGUCAUCUGAAAUUUUUAAUUUAAUUUUGUUGUAGCUGUAGCCCAAGUCCCAAUCUUAAUUGCCUUUACUAUCCACAAUUGUGCCAACUUUCCUCAUUCAAUUUAUCUAAUUACAGUCAAAAAAAAAAAAAAAAAAAGCAUUCUCCUGAACUGUAAUUUUAGUCACACCUCUGCUUGUAGUGGUUUUCAGUCUUACUCCUAAACCAGAAUCAAAUUUCUAUUCAUAUAUAUUCAGGUCCUAUACCAAAUGGCUCCAUGUUCAGACAAUUGCUUGCCAUCUUCUUGGUUCAAGUCACAUGCUUGCCAUGUUUUCCCAAUCAGAAUCCAUCUUUCUUCCAAAAUUAGGCUCAAAACUAAUUCCAGCAAUCUUUACCCCAAAGCUCAUUAGCUCAUAUAAUGUGUUACUUUAAAAAUUUUUCAUUAUAUUGAUACACACACACACACAAUAAGAAAACAGAACAUGCUCUAGUACCCUCUCUGCCAAGGACAAUUAUAGAUAUUUAUUAUUUCCUUCCUUUCAGUGCCUGCUAUUAGAUUAUAAAGACAUUGAAGAUAUUAUGAUAUAAUAUGAAGUCUCCCUUUAUAACUCCCUAUAUGCCUGCUACAGUGUUAUUUCAUCAAGUGGACAGUUAACGAACACAAUUGAUUAAAUAGCUGCCAAUGAAAGAAAAAGACAACAAAGAGAAUUGCAUGGUUGGGCAGUCUAAGAACGUCUGGGAGAAGCCUUAUAUCUUUUUUUUUGU